AUGAUCUCACCAUUGCCUUCUCAUGUUCAAAUUCUGGUUGUCGGCGGCGGACCUGCAGGGAGCUACUGUGCCUCCAUCUUGGCCAGAGAAGGUUUCUCGGUCGUCAUCUUGGAGGCCGCGACAUUCCCUCGUUACCAUAUCGGAGAAAGCAUGCUUCCGUCGAUCCGUCCAUUCCUGAAAUUCUCCGGUGCGGACGACAAGGUCGCUUCUCAUGGCUUUUGUCCCAAGCCUGGUGCGGCGGUAAAGUUUCAGCAGCACAAACGUGAAGGAUACACCGACUUCUCUUCCCUUAGUGGCAGCAACAAUGGAUAUAAUGCCGCAGCUUGGAACGUGCGCUCGGAAUUCGACGAGAUCUUACUGCGUCAUGCUGAAGAGCUCGGGGCCAAAGUGUUCGAAAAUCAUAGAGUCGCCAGGCUGAUAUUUGCGGACAACAACACCGGCAAAGGCAGACCAAUUAGGGCUGAAUUUAAAUGUCCUGAUGGGGAGCUUCGUUCAAUCUCCUUUGACUAUCUCGUCGAUGCUUCCGGCCGAGCGGGGAUCAUGUCAACCAAGUACUUGAAAAAUCGCAAAAUGAACAAUACCCUUAGAAACGUCGCGUCCUGGGGCUAUUGGACCGGGGCAAAGCGAUACAUGCCAGGGAGCCAACGCGACAACGCUCCAUUUUUUGAGGCAUUGACAGAUGGUAGCGGCUGGGCGUGGUUCAUACCCCUACACGAUGGCACGGUUUCAGUAGGGAUUGUCACUGAUCAGGCAUCGGGCAUUGCUAGAAAGGCUCUAUCCGCGAGCAACGGCGUGCAUUAUUCCACAAAGGACGACUAUCUCGCACAGCUCAGACUAGCGCCUACAGCGGUCCUUCAAGGGGAGGGCAGCCGUACACGCAUUCAUAGCGCCAGCGAUUAUAGCUAUGCGGCCGACAGAUACUCUGGCGAUCAUUUCAGACUCAUCGGUGACGCAUCUGCCUUCAUCGAUCCAUUCUUCUCAAGCGGAGUUCAUUUGGCGCUUUUGGGUGCGCUAACUGCCGCCGCCUCGAUAUCGGCCUCGAUUCGGAAAACCUGUUCGGAGUUGCAGGCGGCGCAGUUUCAUGACAAGAAAGUUGCUAUUGCGUAUACUCGCUUUUUACUUGUUGUGAUGGGUGUCUAUAAACAGAUUCGCAAUCAAGAUUUGCAUAUUCUGGCCGAGGUCGACGAGGACAACUUUGAUAGAGCUUUUGAUAUCCUCAGACCGGUGAUUCAAGGCACAGCCGAUGUUGGCAAAACUAUAUCCGAAGUCGAGUUACAGAAGACCAUGGACUUUUGCAAAGAUAUCUUCGCCCCUACGGACCCGCAAAUGCAUGAAGCUGUAGGAGCACGACUUGGACCAGAGUUGUGCUCACCGUCAGCACCAAUCAUGACUGACCAUGAGAUUGAAGCUUUGGCUCAGGAUGACAAUGAGGCCAAAUUGGUGUUGAAGGAGAUCAAUGCACGAAAGGCAGUUCACACCAUGUACGACGGACCUAUUCACGUCGCAGCAGAGAGCGUCGAUGGUUUGGUUCUGAAUCUCCAAGUUGGCAACUUUGGUCUGAAAAACGUACAGUAA
Molecule: messenger RNA, 1575 nt
Organism: Guyanagaster necrorhizus
Lineage: Eukaryota; Fungi; Basidiomycota; Agaricomycetes; Agaricales; Physalacriaceae
Product: FAD/NAD-binding domain-containing protein
Exons: 12
Coding region: 1-1575 (524 amino acids)
Molecular function (GO): FAD binding
Source: RefSeq, a predicted model, not a curated record